This is a messenger RNA of Aspergillus caelatus, 920 nucleotides long. Its product is annotated as chromatin modification-related protein EAF6/MEAF6. The transcript has 3 exons. Gene Ontology annotation, cellular component: NuA4 histone acetyltransferase complex. The record is from RefSeq and is a predicted model, not a curated record. Bases 116 to 796 code for a protein of 226 amino acids. NCBI's taxonomy places the organism in Eukaryota, Fungi, Ascomycota, Eurotiomycetes, Eurotiales, Aspergillaceae.
AGUCAAUUGCGAGGAAGAACCGUGAAAAUACAACUCGAGUCCAGCCACGAGCAACUUUACCUAGCCGUUUAGUAUUUUGAAUUCUAAACAUCGCGCGCAAAGCGAGGCAACGAACAUGACGGAAUCCGCCCCUCCACCAUCCGUCCCCAACACGGCCGCAACGCCGGGGGGUCCGACUACUACAAACCAAUCCACAGCCUCCAAUAAUAAUAGCAGCAAUGGAACAGCAUCAGCCCAAACUGGGGCAAACCGCGGCCUACCAUACUAUGAGAAACUGCGGCGUGAACUACGCGACACGUUACAAAAGAAGCGAUUAAUGGAUAAAAGCAUGGCCCAACUGGAAGAUCAAAUCUUCCGCUUCGAACAAUCCUACCUCGAAGAAACAACCGCCGGGAAUAUCAUUAAGGGAUUCGAUAACUAUAUCAAGGGCUCGUCCAGCGGUGCUGGUGCUGGUGGGUCAUUAGCGCUUUCGGGAGGUGCAGGUGGCGCCAGAAGAAAGGCACAGGUGACUGAUGCCGAUCGUGUUUUCUCGAGAAGCUCGGCGAGCUUUAUGCGGGAUUCGACACCAUCAUCUGUUCAGACUACUCCGUCGCAUGCCCCGACACCGACGUCUGUCAAUGGAUCGUCAGGGAAACCGAAUGGCGAUUCUUCCGCUCCAGGAAGUGUGAAAGGAGGAUCGUCUUCGUCGAAGAAUAAGAAAAAGUCAAAUGCCAAUAAGGAUAAGAAUGAAGAUGAUGAUGAGGCAGGGGAUAAGCCACCCACGAAGAGGUUGAAAAUCAGCUACGGAAGGGAUUGAUCAGUCGAUUUUGACGGGAGUUUUGAGUCGAUUUCUUGGGUUUAUCCUGCUUUACAUAUGGGAUUACGGAUCGGAUUGGUGAUGGAGCUCUAAGGCGCUGUGGCUUUGGCCUUUUGAUUCAGUU